Molecule: messenger RNA, 1557 nt
Organism: Penicillium manginii
Lineage: Eukaryota; Fungi; Ascomycota; Eurotiomycetes; Eurotiales; Aspergillaceae
Product: sorting nexin 1
Exons: 7
Coding region: 1-1557 (518 amino acids)
Biological process (GO): retrograde transport, endosome to Golgi; protein retention in Golgi apparatus
Cellular component (GO): endosome
Molecular function (GO): phosphatidylinositol binding
Source: RefSeq, a predicted model, not a curated record
AUGGACCUUGAUGCCGGUGACUCCCCAUGGGGUGAUGAGCCUUCGCGCUCUAUAACCAGCCCGACUACCUCCAAGACCGAUAAAUCCGAGAGCUCUCCCGCCCCGGCCGCAUCAAUCAGCGGCGGCGAGAAGCUGUCGAUGAUACCGUUGACCCCCCUUGGCCCGCUAGGAGAAGCUCCGUCCGAGACCAGUGCCACACCCACCGAUGAGGCUCCGGCUCCUCCCCAGAAAGAAACCAUUGCUGGACGCAGCCCCCCGCCACCUACAACUUUUCCUCCAGCAUUUGGCGGGACUGGCUUGGUAGAAUCCGGUAACUUGGAAGAAGAUGGUGCCGGGUUUCGAGGACCCCCGCCCGUACAACCUCCCUCCGAGGCAGAGGGACCGAAGCGCCAGACACAACCAAGCGUGAGCAUUGAACAGGCAGCGAAGCCGACAUUCGAUAUCAGCGUUGGGGACCCGCACAAGGUCGGGGAUCUGACAAGUAGCCACAUCGUUUAUCAAGUUCGGACAAAGUUGUUGCCCCCUCCACCCGAGAAACAAGCCGUGGGCCGAUUUGAUACCAACUUCGUCGAAUCUCGCAGAGCUGCGCUGGAGCGGAUGCUGAACAAGAUUGCCGGUCACCCAAUCCUUCAGCAUGAUUCUGAUUUAAAGAUUUUCCUCGAGAGUGAGGCCUUCAAUGUCGAUGUGAAGAACAAGGAGAACCGAGAGCCCGACCUUGGCCAGAGUAAGGGCAUGUUUAGCUCUUUCGGAAUUAACGUCGGAGGAGGAGGCAAAUUUGUCGAACAUGACGACUGGUUUCAUGAUCGUAAAAUUUACCUGGACGCACUCGAGACUCAAUUGAAAGCCCUGAUGAAAUCAAUGGAUACUGUGGUCAUGCAACGAAAAGGCCUUGCCGAAGCCGCGGGCGACUUCUCGAGCUCACUUCAUGCCCUCUCUGCUGUUGAGCUCUCUCCGGCCCUUUCCGCUCCUUUGGAAGGUCUGUCGGAUCUUCAGCUACGAAUUAGAGAACUAUAUGACCGCCAGGCUCAGCAGGACGUCCUGACACUUGGAAUCACCAUUGAUGAGUAUAUUCGUCUCAUCGGCAGUGUAAAGACUGCCUUCUCUCAAAGACAGAAGGCUUUCCACAGCUGGCAUGCCGCCGAGUCGGAUCUACAGAAGCGCAAGAAUACACAGGAUAAGCUUCUCCGACAGGGAAAGACGCAGCAGGAUCGUUUGAACCAAAUAAAUGCCGAUGUGGCUGAUGCGGAGCGAAAGGUACACCAAACCCGAUUGUUAUUUGAAGAUAUGGGGCGCCUAAUGCGCAAUGAGCUGCAACGAUUCGAGAAGGAGAAGGUGGAGGAUUUCAAGUCUGGUGUAGAAACCUUCCUUGAGAGUGCCGUGGAGGCUCAAAAGGAGUUGAUUGAGCUUUGGGAAACUUUCCUUUUGCAAUUGGAUGCUGGCGAAGACGGUGUCCCUUAUUACGUCCCUGCUACGGAGGGCGUGGCUGGCGAGACUGCUACACUUGAGUCCUCCACACCAAAUACCGAAGCCUCACUUGGAGCUGAGGAUCACGUCUGA